Molecule: messenger RNA, 1359 nt
Organism: Pelmatolapia mariae (spotted tilapia)
Lineage: Eukaryota; Metazoa; Chordata; Actinopteri; Cichliformes; Cichlidae
Gene: sh2d7
Product: SH2 domain containing 7
Exons: 6
Coding region: 1-1359 (452 amino acids)
Cellular component (GO): cytoplasm
Source: RefSeq, a predicted model, not a curated record
AUGUGGAUGUGGAUGGAGAAGAGGUCGGGUGUUGAGCUGAAUAUGGAACCACAGGAAGGAGGGGGCCUGAAGGAGCUGGUGCUUCGAUGGUUUACUGAGACACAGGCACCGCUCAUCCAGCACAAUGGAAACUUCCCUGACUGGUUUCAAGGCCUUGCUACAAGAAAGGAAGCAGAGGAUCUCCUGAGGGAUAAAAGUAUGGGCUGUUUUCUCAUUCGUCUCAGUGAUAAAGCCUUUGGCUACAUCCUGUCCUACAAGGGUAAUGACAGGUGCCGCCAUUUUGUUAUCACCCAAAAUCAAGAUGGACAUUUUAUCAUAUCAGGAGACUCUCAGACAUACGGCAGUCUCACCGAGCUGAUCCAACACUACAAGGUCAGCGCCAUCCAGCCCUUUGGAGAAUAUCUGACCUCCAGCUGUAAUGAGGUGGACACAAAUGAACUGUAUGAUGUGGUGAACUAUAACACCAAACAGACGUCUGGGGUGAGCGUGCAGGCACUGCGGACUCUGUGGGAUCAGAAAAGUGAUCAUCACAGCCAUGUGGGUACUAAUCAAAGGAUUCAGCAGCAAAAUGACCCUCCUGCAGUGCAGCCACCCAUACUACCACCGAAAUCCACAGCCAGAAAGCUGACGGGGACGGUGUCUGUGGAUGCAAUGUCUCUUUCCCAGGGUAUGCCUCCAGGACCAAAAAGAGGGAUUCCUCUAGGAUUUACCCUGAGUGGUUCCUUGCCUGAUACAACUUCACAUCCAAUGAAAUCCCAGAUAGAUGCAUACAGAGCAGACGGAAUCAUGGCAAACACAAAUUCAGCAAUAAUGUCUAACAAAGACUCAGUUGAUGCAACUGACACAGCGUAUCCUGGUGAUCUUUUUCCUGGCAUCACAACCUCUCAGUCGACACAAGUAGAGAGCAGGAGCAAAUCUCUACCACACCUGGACAACAACACCACAGAGGAGGAGUACUCCAACCAGCUCAGCAGCCUAUCUCUGACAUCGCCUGUUCCAGUAAAGAGGGUUACCUGCCAAACCUAUUCUCUCCAUGCACCCCAUGAAAGCGUGAUCAGGUCAGAAGAGCACAAUGAUGAUCAGGAAAUAUCAAGAUCCAACCCUCUGUACCAGACCUCUGAGGGGUCUGACAGCCGUUCAACCCAGCAAGGAGAUGACAUGUAUGCUGAGGUUCCUCCGGCGACAACUCCUGCUAGGCUGCGAGAUGACACCUACGAGCAGAUCCCUGGUGAGGCAGCCACCGUUCAAGGCAACACUUAUGAGACGCUGGACGACAUGAAGACCAAGAAGUCAAAGUCCACCUGGAGUAAAAGUAAUAUGAAGUGGAAGAAAUUCCUACCUGACUAUAAGAAGAAAUAA